UCCCAAAUAAGCCCACACGUUGUCCAUUCGACACACGGUCGACCUCAGCCAUAAUGCAGCAGCUAGUUAAGUCAGCCACAACGCGAUAUUGCAUAAACCCCUCAUAAACCUUCCUACGAUCGUACCGGGCACUCACACUCGUUCCGCAAACGCGCGCGCGCGCCAUUCGCGUUCAGAGAACGGAUACCUGCCGCUGAAACUGAGACUCGUGAGUUAAGGCUGGUGGUUCCGAAGUCGAAAAAUACCAACAACAGCUUGGAGGGAAACUGCAGUCGAGUAGCAACCAGGAACCGCGCUACUUGUCCGCGGUAGACCAAAAGUUCGAUUUGGAUUUAUUUUCGAGAGUUAUGUUAAGCUGAAGUAACUAGAAUGACUAAUUGUAAGAUGUACAUUGUAGUUAUAAUGCUCGGAUUACUAGCCGAAACCGUACUUUCCAUCACCACCAAUAAUGUGAAGAAAGUGACCAUUAGUGGAAGUCAAAACGCGCAAAGCUUAACAUUUUCGUCGAACGGUGAGGAUCAACUUAUUUUCAGAGAUGCAACGUUCCAAGUUAGGAACGAUGAUUCUCAAGCGAGCACUGACCCAUUGGGAAAUAUUGAUGUUAGACAAAUGGCAGAGUCUAAUUGGCGGCCAAUGUACCAGCAAGCUUCAUUGGAUAAGCAGGAAAAUACUUUACCACAAGCGGUUACGACCAAGCCUCCGACCGUGAUCGUAAAGCCAUCUAGUAGAGCAACCAAAUUCUAUCAGUUCUCUGAAAUGGAUGUAAUGCGUGUGCCUGCUAGUGAUCAAGUGAAACGAAGUGAUGAAGUGCCUUCGAAAAUUGCGAGUGAAAAAUGGCGAGUUGAAGACGAAUCGUCGCUGGCCAAAAAUAUUUCCAAUUGGACAGAUAUUUCUCCCAGAAUGUUACCGUUCGAGGAAUCGGAUAGAAUGAAAUUCGAUGAUCACUCACCAGAUACCAUCAAUAGUUUAACCCAGGUCGCCAGCUUAGACCACGCUGAGGCUCGGAUUUUGAAAAGCAGUGAAAAUGACUCUCCUAUCGAUGAGGAUGAAUCAUCAUCUGAGAGGAAUUCUAGUAGAUUUUUCAGGUUCGAGGAUUCUGAUCGAAAGGUUGAAAGAACAAGGAUAGCACAUGGUCCUGUUGGUCCAAGUAAAUACUAUGAUAAUAGUUCAUCUGGAACAAGGAUAGCAUUUCCUAAGAACGACGGUGAUCUGAGUAACAUCGAGCCACAUCGCUCUUAUGAGACAAUCAACUUCUACGAGACAGAUAGUAGACCUCAAGUUGUUUCAAAUAAUAAAAACCUCUACGAUCGGAAGGAAUCGUAUCCACUGAAAUUUAGAGAAGAUGUUAUUUCUCAACCACAUUCUGACCAUGAUCAGUUUUACACCGUGAAAGCGACGAUACAAAUCGGUGAUUGGAAUGACCGCGCAAUCACUCCUCCUCCUCCUGUUACUGUGAGUACUAGAAGACCGAGAAAGAAGAAAGGCAGAAUCUAUAACCAUCCUGAUGUCGAUAAUAGAAAGCAAGAUGGUUUAAACUAUCAACAAACCGCUCUACACGACAACUAUAUCGGUUAUCCUUCACAACAAUCGCAAGUCUCUGGUUUCCAAUAUCAACCCAACCCCCAACAAUCUUCAAACAACCCGUACUACCAAUAUCAGGGAAAUCCGUAUCCUCAAUUGGAUCCAAACGGGUAUUAUUACCAGCAGUAUUUGAACAAUUACCAACCACAGCAGCCCAAUCGAUAUCAACAACCAGCUGGCGGUGGAUUACCCUCCUACUAUCAACAGCAGAACGUUCCAAUAAAUGCGGCACCUGGAGCCCAAUCGGGAAAUCCGUUGAACGCCCAAAGCAUAUUUGGUUUCUUGCAGAGUAUUUUCAACUUUGCUCCCGGAACAUUCGGCAAUUUUCCGCCCCCAGCACCGGUUAAUGGCGGCAAUGGAGGACUCCUGCCGAAUGUCGGAGAGGGAUCCCCUUUAGUGAGUCUGAGUUCCCAACUCCGGAAAGCAUUGGACAACAUUGCCGAAAAUGACGAUCAGCAGUGUGUGCCCAAACUCAUCUGUAUGAUGUCGAGACGGUCAAGUGGACAAGGCUUCGAAACCUACGUCAACAGAGGAUUGUUGAGCACAGUUCUCAAUGCCGUGCCUGAUGGUGCGCCAUGGCUAAAAUUUUCCAGAGCGGCUUUGCUCGGAUACGGUAUCGGUGCCAACAGCUGUGAUGUAUACUAUCCCAAGUGUCCCAAGGAUGAGUCUGAGAUAAUAUACUAUCUCAAUAACCAUCGAGGAGGGUUCUUCCGCUUUUUCAACGACGGUCAGAACGGCGUGAAUUGAAGUUGAAAGUUGUGCCAAUUUUAGUGUUCGUUUUAAUAAUUUAAAAAAUAUUUAUUGUUUGCUGGUUCUGUCAAUAAGUUAACUAAUUAUCUGAAUAAAUGAAAUCCAGACG
Toxorhynchites rutilus septentrionalis is the source of this 2440-nucleotide messenger RNA. RefSeq lists its product as uncharacterized. The coding region runs from base 370 to 2328 and encodes 652 amino acids. NCBI's taxonomy places the organism in Eukaryota, Metazoa, Arthropoda, Insecta, Diptera, Culicidae. The transcript is spliced from 4 exons. The record is from RefSeq and is a predicted model, not a curated record.